Messenger RNA from Penicillium taxi, 1749 nucleotides. RefSeq lists its product as uncharacterized. The transcript has 5 exons. The coding region runs from base 1 to 1749 and encodes 582 amino acids. Gene Ontology annotation, biological process: siderophore biosynthetic process. NCBI's taxonomy places the organism in Eukaryota, Fungi, Ascomycota, Eurotiomycetes, Eurotiales, Aspergillaceae. The record is from RefSeq and is a predicted model, not a curated record.
AUGACCAUCCUUUCCAGGCAUGAUCGAGCCUUAUUCGAAACAACGAAGCGUGUUAUUGCCGAGAUUGUCAACGAAGGGCUAGCUUAUGCAACACUAGAGCUCAGUGCGCCUGGAGAGCUACAAAUACUUUGUCUACGGAGUAUACUCAACCCUCAAUAUGGAAACUUGGUCAAUGUGGCAAUCAAAGCCGGCACUAUCGUUGAGAUGAGAGAUGAUCGAGUGGUGUCCAUCAUACGGCCAGACAGCAUACAGUCGCCUGUGAUUAUCGCAGGUACUGGUAAAGGAGAGUUAGACCCAGGAACAAUUUUUAAGCUCCUGAGUACUUCAUUCGGAGAUGUCAUCAGUGAGGCAGUACUAGAAGAGAUCGUUCAGGAAUUGCGCAAUUCAGCCGCCAAUCAAGAUAAAUGGCUCGAGAUUGGCCACGGCCAGCCAUUGCUAAGCCUCGAGCAUCAGUCUGCUCACUGGGAAAGAACAUUGAUCUACGGCCAUCCCAGCCAUCCUUACCAUAAACUAUGCUAUGCCCAAGCGCCACUGAGACAAGUCACUCCUGAUGAUAUCCCCCUGAUGCUCAAGCCAGCUUUAGCUUUUAUUUCUGUGCCCCGAGCCGAUCUUCGUAUCACAGGUCCCUUUGAACAAGAACUGCAACCACUUAUAGAGAGACUUGAGAUUCCAAAAACAGACAGUGACCGAGUGAUCGUCCCUUGCCUUGCUCAGCAGCUACCAUCUAUCCUGGAGAAAUUCCCAGAGACAGUUGUUCUAACUUUUAUCACUGAUUGUGCCGAUGCCCAGGCCUCAAUACGUACUCUCACCAUGCGAUCAGAGCUGAAUUUCAAGUAUCACUUGAAGCUCUCAUUAGCUUGCCAGAUAACUUCCGCACUGCGGACUAUCACGCCUUGGUCAACUUCCAGCGGCCCUAUUAUAACAGAGCUCUUGGAGAAGUUACUUCCAAAUGACCUUUGGGUUUUCGGAGAGGUAGCAGCUGUAUCAGGCAGUCAAGAAAACUUCAACGACGCGCGCCACCUUUCUUGUAUCUUGCGAGAUAGUCUGGAGUCCAGAGCUGAGGCAAAUGAUGAAACUCUCAUCAUUGCUGCAGGGUUGGCCCAGAAACCUAGCGGAGACAGUCGUACUUAUGCAGAGAUUCUAUACGGUCUAGAAACAAUCUCCCAGAAAAAAGAAUGGGUUCAGAGAUACAUUACCGUUCUAUUUGAGCUUGUGCUUCCCCCGCUGGCUCAGUAUGGAAUUGGAUUGGAGGGCCAUGGGCAGAAUCUUGUUGCCCGUAUUUGCCGUCAGACAGGUCAAAUUAAGGGAUUUGCCGUGCGCGAUUUCGGAGGUGUGAGAAUGCAUGUUCCGACAUUGCGAAAUCAUGGAUUGAAAACCGAUUCAGUGCCACCCGGAGCAGCCACCUUAACUGAGAAUCUACAGAAUGUGUGGAGCAAGGUACAUCAUUCGCUUCUGCAGAAUCACGUCGGACUACUACUUGUGGCAUUGGAAUUGGAUGACCAUGGUGGAUGGGCAAUUACUCAUGAGAUCCUAUCGACGGUUUUAGGGUCUGACGAGGGCUCACCGGGGAAAGCCUUAUUUGAUUACUUCACUAAGGACACAAUGCCCUUCAAGUGCUUUUUGCGAAUGAGAAUGGAAAGUAAAUAUCGUGAUUACAUUGAGAGGGAGGUUCCUAAUGUACUUCUCAAAGGUUCUCCACGAUGGGAGUCUCUCUUGGACACAUAUAAGCCAUCAUUCCAUGCCACUUAG